Messenger RNA from Oncorhynchus kisutch (coho salmon), 9915 nucleotides. It is a transcript of the gene trim3b, whose product is annotated as tripartite motif containing 3b. The coding region runs from base 37 to 2340 and encodes 767 amino acids. NCBI's taxonomy places the organism in Eukaryota, Metazoa, Chordata, Actinopteri, Salmoniformes, Salmonidae. Gene Ontology annotation, biological process: protein polyubiquitination; proteasome-mediated ubiquitin-dependent protein catabolic process. The record is from RefSeq and is a predicted model, not a curated record. Gene Ontology annotation, molecular function: protein binding; zinc ion binding; ubiquitin protein ligase activity. The transcript has 15 exons.
GUUAAGUGUAGUGGCGGUGGCUGGCUGUGUGUGUGAAUGUCUGUUCCCAUGGCGCAGCGGGAGACAGGCAGCACCAGCCCGGUGGUCCGGCAGAUAGACAAACAGUUCCUGGUCUGCAGCAUCUGUCUAGACCACUACCACAACCCUAAAGUCCUGCCCUGCCUGCACACCUUCUGUGAGAAUUGCUUACAGAACUACAUCCCUCCAGAAUCUCUGACGUUGUCGUGUCCUGUGUGUCGACAGACGUCCAUCCUACCAGAGAAAGGAGUAUCCGCUCUACAGAACAACUUCUUCAUCACUAACCUCAUGGAGGUCCUCCAGAGGGAUCCAGAGUGUUCGAGGCUUGAAGCCUGUAGUGUCCUGGAGUCAGUUAAUGCUGCUGCUGCAGGAAAACCCCUCUGCUGCCCUAAACACGAGGGCAAGGUGAUGGAGUUCUACUGCGAGUCAUGUGAGACCGCCAUGUGUCUGGAAUGUACAAAGGGAGAGCACAGAGAGCAUGUGACCGUCCCUCUGAGGGAUGUCCUGGAGCAGCACAAAACCCAACUGAAGACACAGCUAGACGCCAUACGCAAUAGACUGCCCCAGCUAACAGCAGCUAUAGAGCUGGUAGGGGAGAUCUCCAAGCAGCUGACAGACAGGAAGAACGAGGCGGUAACAGAGAUCAGCAGUACCUUCGAGGAGCUGGAGAGGGCGCUACAGCUCAGGAAGACAGCCCUCAUCAAUGACCUGGAGAACAUAUACAGCGCAAAGCAGAAGGUGCUCCAGACCCAGCUCUCCUCUCUCCUCCAGGGGAAGGACCACAUCCAGAGCAGUUGUAGUUUUACUGAACAGGCCCUGAGCCACGGCAGUGCCACAGAGGUACUGAUGGUGCAAAAACAGAUGAGUGAGCGGGUUUCUGCCAUGGCCCGUCAUGACUUCCCUGAACGGCCUCACCAGAACGCACAUCUGGACUGUCAGGUGGAGACAGAGGGCCUGCGUCGCUCCCUCCAGAACCUGGGCGUCCUCAUUACUACGGCAGCUGUAGGCCACACCUCCGUCGCCACCGGAGAAGGACUACGCCACGCAGCAACCGGACAACAUGUCAGCGUCACCGUGACGACCAAAGACAAGGACGGCGAGCUGGUGCGGACAGGGAACGCGGCGCUGAGGGCCACUGUCACACCAGUUGCCGACGGAAGCCGCGUCGUCACGGAACCGGAGGUGACGGACAACAAGAACGGGACAUACGAGGUGGGAUACACGCUACGGUCCGAGGGGGAGUUCUCCUUCGCUCUGUCCCUCUACGGCCAGCCGCUACGGGGCAGUCCCUUCCGGCUGCAGGCGGUUAAGCCCUCGGAUGCGCUGCCGUCUCCGGAUGACGUGAAGAGGAGGCUGAAGAGUCCUGGCGGGACAGCGGGUCAUGUCAGACAGAAGGCUGUGAGGAGACCCUCCAGCAUGUUCAGCAUCAAAAAGAAGGAGAACCCCAUCGAGGAUGAACUCAUCCACAGAGUCGGUACGCGAGGGAGAGAGAAGGGUGAGUUCACCAACCUGCAGGGGAUCUCAGCCUCCAGCAACGGCAGAGUGGUGGUAGCAGACAGUAACAACCAAUGUAUACAGGUGUUCUCCAAUGACGGGCAAUUCAAAAUGAGGUUUGGGGUCAGAGGUCGGUCGCCGGGGCAACUGCAGAGACCCACGGGCGUUACCGUGGAUAUGAACGGUGACAUCAUCGUGGCCGACUACGACAACCGAUGGGUCAGCAUCUUCUCCUCCGAUGGGAAGUUCAAGAAUAAGAUCGGGGCGGGGCGUCUGUUGGGCCCUAAGGGCGUGGCAGUGGACAGGAACGGACACAUCAUCGCCGUGGACAACAAGGCGUGCUGCGUCUUCAUCUUCCAGUCUAACGGGAAGCUGGUCACCAAGUUCGGCGCCAGGGGGACGUCCGAGAGACAGUUUGCAGAAAAAAGUGGUGCCCAUUUAAAUAGAUCUGGCCCGGUGUUCAGUCCACACUUUGUUGCGGUGAACAACAAGAAUGAAAUCAUUGUCACAGAUUUCCACAAUCAUUCUGUGAAGGUGUACAGUGCGGACGGUGAGUUCCUGUUUAAGUUUGGUUCCCAUGGCGAGGGGAACGGCCAGUUCAAUGCCCCCACCGGAGUUGCCGUGGAUACCAAUGGGAACGUCAUCGUGGCCGACUGGGGCAACAGCCGCAUACAGGUAUUUGACAGCGCUGGUUCCUUCCUGUCCUAUAUCAACACAUCAGCUGACCCUCUCUACGGCCCCCAGGGUCUGACCCUCACCUCUGAUGGACACGUGGCCGUAGCCGAUUCUGGAAACCACUGCUUCAAGAUCUACCGCUACCUACAAUGAUAGAGAGAUGGAAGGAAGGAUCGGGAGGGAGAGAGAGAGAGAGAGAGAGAGAGAGAGACAUGGAGCCAUGGCUGACUCUUCAAAGGUUUGAGGGAUGGAUGGUAGGAGGGGUGGAUAGAUGGAGGGACAGAGAGGUGGACCCACAGAACAACUGCAUCAAAGCCUACUGCUUCCUACAGUAGGAUGGAUGGAUGGAUAGAUGGACGGACGGACAGACAGACAGACCGAACCACGGUUCUUAUACUACUACCUACAGUAGAGGGAGCCAGUUGGGACUCUCCCCUGCAGCUUUACCUUGUUCCCCGUAUGGUACUUUCUGCUAAUUCCAUUCUGCCAAACUCUCCAGCCAGACAAGGGAGAACUGAACUCCCCUUUAGGAGGCUGGAGUAGAAUGGAAAAUACGACUUUACCAGCGACAACAGGAAAGUUAAUAUAUCCAUACUCUAUUAAACAGUGUUAAUAUGUCCAUACUUCACACCCUGGUUGUGUCUAUUCCAUUGGGGACCACUUUGUAAACUAGUGGAAUCGAUUUAGCUUGUUAUCCCUUUGGGUUGUAGUCAGCCAUCUUUUACCCAGAAAUCCAGAAAAGAGCGUUACAUCCGCCAUUUUGUGCGAUCUAUAUAACCUUAUAUAGAUGUACAUCAUGUAUAUUUGUUAUGUGUGUAGAGGUAUCUGAAUACUUUAGAUCAAUGCACUAUCUAGAUACGCUAUGUAGAAGAGCUCAACCACUUCACAAGAUACAGAAUGUGAGGUUGAACUGUAUGAAUUGUCUAUUAUUAUUAUUAUUAUUGUCUAAUACACAUUUCUAUUUGUGUUCCUUUUUCUAAAGAACUUAAACAAAAUGUUUGUUUAAAACAAGUUUUAUUUCUACAUGAUUUUAUCUUUUAACAACAAACAAACAAAACGUGUUUAAAUGUUUUAUAUUUUAUUUGCUGCUGUUUAGAUGUCCUCCUCUUCUUGGCCUCGGAUGUGUCCCAAAAAUUCCUCCUUCUUCCUGAAGUGUGCACUUGUUCGGGCUAAAGUGAGUUACCGUUUACCGUACCGGUCAUGUCCUUGUAAUGGACGUCCCCCGGGAAAUCAAAUCAAAUCAAUCAAAUGUAUUUAUAUAGCCCUUCGUACAUCAGCUGAUAUCUCAAAGUGCUGUACAGAAACCCAGCCUAAAACCCCAAACAGCAAGCAAUGCAGGUGUAGAAGCACAAAUUAGUCUGUUUAAACUGGAGAUAUCUGUAUUUUUUUGCAUGGGCUGCUUCUCAAUCCACCAACGUCGGCUGUCCACAUCUGUGGUGGAAGGUGGCAGAGCUACAGCAGUGUUUGUCAGACCAGGAGACGUCCCCAAAAAUCGAUCUUCUCGUGAAAAGGCCUGUAGUGUUCGCACGGAAAGACUCUCACAAAUGCAUUGGUGUUCUCCGUUUUGCUCUACUAGCUGUUUUGACUAGCUGUUUUGACUAGCUAUUUUGACUAGCUAUUUUGACUAGCUGUUUUGACUAGCUAUUUUGACUAGCUAUUUUGACUAGCUAUUUUGACUAGCUAUUUUGACUAGCUAUUUUGACUAGCUGUUUUGACUAGCUGUUUUGACUAGCUGUUUUGACUAGCUAUUUUGACUAGCUGUUUUGACUAGCUGUUUUGACUAGCUGUUUUGACUAGCUAUUUUGACUAGCUGUUUUGACUAGCUAUUUUGACUAGCUGUUUUGACUAGCUGUUUUGUAAUGGCUAUUUUGACUAGCUGUUUUGACUAGCUGUUUUGACUAGCUAUUUUGACUAGCUAUUUUGACUAGCUGUUUUGACUAGCUAUUUUGACUAGCUAUUUUGACUAGCUAUUUUGACUAGCUGUUUUGACUAGCUAUUUUGACUAGCUGUUUUGACUAGCUGUUUUGACUAGCUGUUUUGACUAGCUGUUUUGACUAGCUAUUUUGACUAGCUGUUUUGACUAGCUAUUUUGACUAGCUGUUUUGACUAGCUGUUUUGUAAUGGCUAUUUUGACUAGCUGUUUUGACUAGCUGUUUUGACUAGCUAUUUUGACUAGCUAUUUUGACUAGCUGUUUUGACUAGCUAUUUUGACUAGCUAUUUUGACUAGCUAUUUUGACUAGCUGUUUUGACUAGCUAUUUUGACUAGCUGUUUUGACUAGCUGUUUUGACUAGCUGUUUUGACUAGCUGUUUUGACUAGCUGUUUUGACUAGCUAUUUUGACUAGCUGUUUUGACUAGCUGUUUUGACUAGCUGUUUUGACUAGCUGUUUUGACUAGCUGUUUUGACUAGCUGUUUUGACUAGCUGUUUUGACUAGCUGUUUUGACUAGCUGUUUUGACUAGCUGUUUUGCCAUGUAUGAAUAUCUUUUCCAAUUCAUUUAUAUUGGCUAAUAGACAUUUGGGGAAAAUAUCUUCGACUCCUCCGUCCUCUCUCCUCCGUCCUCUGUGACCCGGAAACCGAUAAGUGGUUGAGGAAAGUGUCAAUUAGUUUGUAGGGGAAUGGAAGAGUGUCCUCCCCUCCCCGGGUGUCCUCCCCCCCUCCCCGGGUGUCCUCCCCCCCUCCCAGAGUGUCUCCCCUCCCCGGGUGUCCUCCCCUCCCCGGGUGUCCUCCCCCCCUCCCAGAGUGUCCUCCCCCCCUCCCAGAGUGUCCUCCCCUCCCCGGGUGUCCUCCCCCCCUCCCAGAGUGUCCUCCCCCCCUCCCCGGGUGUCCUCCCCUCCCCGGGUGUCCUCCCCCCCUCCCAGAGUGUCCUCCCCCCCUCCCAGAGUGUCCUCCCCUCCUCCCAGAGUGUCCUCCCCUCCCCGGGUGUCCUCCCCCCCCUCCCCGGGUGUCCUCCCCCCCUCCCCGGGUGUCCUCCCCCCCUCCCAGAGUGUCUCCCCCUCCCCGGGUGUCCUCCCCUCCCCGGGUGUCCUCCCCUCCCCAGGUGUCCUCCUUUCACCUAGGAUAGUCCUUUAUGGAAGAGUUGUAAUAUUAUAGAGUUGUAAUAUUAUAGAGUUGUAAUAUUAUAGAGUUGUAAUAUUAUAGAGUUGUAAUAUUAUAGAGUUGUAAUAUUAUAGAGUUGUAAUAUUAUAGAGUUAUAAUAUAUGCCACAACCCCCUUUGAAUCAGCUGUUUUGUCAGAGGAGAAGAAAAGCAAGCAGACAUUUAAAAAAAAAGACAUGCUACUCAAGGUUUUAUCUGGAAUAUGUCUGCCACAACUAGCAACAUUUAUUUCUACCACUUAACACGUAUAUUCUGGAUUCUGUUUGCCGUACGGCGCGCCAAUGGACAAGGAGAGUCUCGUUUCGGUUACAUUUUUAGUUGGAUAGUCCGGACGAUCUGUUGAUGAGAAACUGCUUGCUAAGGUCAAGGAUAGAGCUAGGGUUAGUAGAUAGUUACUUGAAAUGUUACUGGUCGUCUUUGUCGAGCCAAAUAAAGUGUUAAUCUCAUGUCAAAACAAGCACAUUCGCUCUCCUGGACGAGGAAGGAGGAGUUAACGAAACAAAUUGUGAAUCUCCCCCAAAAAAGGGAAAUGGACACUUCUGGAGAAAGGAGAGAUUAUUGGAACGCAGGCCUUGUGACACUGUAGCACUGAAACACUGCUCAUCAGCGCCCUCUAGUGGGGAAAACAUCCACUAUUAUACUGAAAUAUAUUUUUGUACAUUGUUGUUGUUGGACAUUACACAAAGACGAUUACUUUCAAAGGAAUAAUUUAUAUAUAUAUAUAUAUAUAUAUAACUCUGUGUAUAUUCAAAUAUUGCUGUCUAUAUCAUAUUCUAAAAGUGUAUAUUAAUUCCUUAUUGUUGUUGUGGCUGACAAAAGCACUUUCUCCACUUUCAUAUCAAGUCACAUACACACGUUUAGCAGAUGUUAUUGCGGGUGUAGCGAAAUGCUUGUGUUUCUAACUCCAACAGUGCAGUAACAUCUAACAAUUCACAACAAUACACACACAUCUACAGGUAACAUUAUGGAAUUAAGACAUAUAUACACAUUAGAUUGAUCAAUGUCAGAGUGGCAUUGAUUAAAAUACAGUAGAAUAGAAUACAGUAUUUACAUAUGAGAUGAGUAAAGCACUAUGUAAACAUGAUUUAAACCUUAUUAAAGUUACCAGUGAUUCCUUGUCUAUGUAUAUAGGGCAACAGCCUCUAAGGUGCAGGGUUAUGUAACCGGCUAGUGAUGGCUAUUUAACAGGCUAUUUAACAGUUGAGAUGGCCUUUCACUGUUCAGAAGGCUUUCUUUGUGGUAAAUGAGAAGCACAUUGCCAGUUAACAGACAAGUGCAUGCGGAAAGAGUUCCACCCACAUGCAGUUAUAUUCUAAUUCAAGGGUUGCUCUUCCUGGAGACCUAUACCCUCCCUGCAGGGUUUUGUUCCAGUCCUACUCAGAACACACCUGAUUCUAUUAAUCAGCUCCUCCGCAGGAUAUAUAUAUAUUUUACCUUUAUUUAACUAGGCAAGUCAGUUAAGAACAAAUUCUUAUUUUCAAUGACGGCCUAGGAACAGUGGGGUUAACUGCCUUGUUCAGGGGCAGAACGACAGAUUUGCACCUUGUCAGCUCGGGGGUUUGAACUUACAAUCUUCCGGUUACUAGUCCAACGCUCUAACCACAAGGCUACCCUGCCGCCCCGUAUAGGUAUAGGGCUGGAGCAAAAGCCUGCACGCCCAGUAGCUCUCCAAUAUGACGACCCUGUUCUAAUUUCCCCUGUUUGUGUGAAUAAAUCAUAUGCUCUGUGCUCUGUGCUGCAUCUCAAUCCACCCCAUCUGCCGCUCCCGAGGCACUGCAACUCAGUGCUAGAGGUGUCACUAUAGAUCCUGGAUCUGAUUCCAGGCUGUAUCACAGCGGUCUAAGGCACUGCAACUCAGUGCUAGAGGUGUCACUACAGAUCCUGGUUCUGAUUCCAGGCUGUAUCACAGCGGUCUAAGGCACUGCAACUCAGUGCUAGAGGUGUCACUACAGAUCCUGGAUCUGAUUCCAGGCGGUAUCACAGCGGUCUUAAGGCACUGCAACUCAGUGCUAGAGGUGUCACUACAGAUCCUGGUUCUGAUUCCAGGCUGUAUCACAGCGGUCUAAGGCACUGCAACUCAGUGCUAGAGGUAUCACUACAGAUCCUGGAUCUGAUUCCAGGCGGUAUCACAGCGGUCUUAAGGCACUGCAACUCAGUGCUAGAGGUGUCACUACAGAUCCUGGUUCUGAUUCCAGGCUGUAUCACAGCGGUCUAAGGCAAUGCAACUCAGUGCUAGAGGUGUCACUACAGAUCCUGGAUCUGAUUCCAGGCGGUAUCACAGCGGUCUAAGGCACUGCAACUCAGUGCUAGAGGUGUCACUACAGAUCCUGGAUCUGAUUCCAGGCUGUAUCACAGCGGUCUAAGGCACUGCAACUCAGUGCUAGAGGUGUCACUACAGAUCCUGGAUCUGAUUCCAGGCGGUAUCACAGCGGUCUUAAGGCACUGCAACUCAGUGCUAGAGGUGUCACUACAGAUCCUGGAUCUGAUUCCAGGCUGUAUCACAGCGGUCUAAGGCACUGCAACUCAGUGCUAGAGGUGUCACUACAGAUCCUGGAUCUGAUUCCAGGCUGUAUCACAGCGGUCUAAGGCACUGCAACUCAGUGCUAGAGGUGUCACUACAGAUCCUGGAUCUGAUUCCAGGCUGUAUCACAGCGGUCUAAGGCACUGCAACUCAGUGCUAGAGGUGUCACUACAGAUCCUGGAUCUGAUUCCAGGCUGUAUCACAGCGGUCUAAGGCACUGCAACUCAGUGCUAGAGGUGUCACUACAGAUCCUGGAUCUGAUUCCAGGCUGUAUCACAGCGGUCUAAGGCACUGCAACUCAGUGCUAGAGGUGUCACUACAGAUCCUGGAUCUGAUUCCAGGCUGUAUCACAGCGGUCUAAGGCACUGCAACUCAGUGCUAGAGGUGUCACUACAGAUCCUGGAUCUGAUUCCAGGCGGUAUCACAGCGGUCUUAAGGCACUGCAACUCAGUGCUAGAGGUGUCACUACAGAUCCUGGAUCUGAUUCCAGGCGGUAUCACAGCGGUCUUAAGGCACUGCAACUCAGUGCUAGAGGUGUCACUACAGAUCCUGGUUAUGAUUCCAGGCGGUAUCACAGCGGUCUUAAGGCACUGCAACUCAGUGCUAGAGGUGUCACUACAGAUCCUGGAUCUGAUUCCAGGCUGUAUCACAGCGGUCUUAAGGCACUGCAACUCAGUGCUAGAGGUGUCACUACAGAUCCUGGAUCUGAUUCCAGGCGGUAUCACAGCGGUCUUAAGGCACUGCAACUCAGUGCUAGAGGUGUCACUACAGAUCCUGGAUCUGAUUCCAGGCGGUAUCACAGCGGUCUUAAGGCACUGCAACUCAGUGCUAGAGGUGUCACUACAGAUCCUGGAUCUGAUUCCAGGCGGUAUCACAGCGGUCUUAAGGCACUGCAACUCAGUGCUAGAGGUGUCACUACAGAUCCUGGAUCUGAUUCCAGGCGGUAUCACAGCGGUCUUAAGGCACUGCAACUCAGUGCUAGAGGUGUCACUACAGAUCCUGGUUAUGAUUCCAGGCGGUAUCACAGCGGUCUUAAGGCACUGCAACUCAGUGCUAGAGGUGUCACUACAGAUCCUGGAUCUGAUUCCAGGCGGUAUCACAGCGGUCUUAAGGCACUGCAACUCAGUGCUAGAGGUGUCACUACAGAUCCUGGAUCUGAUUCCAGGCGGUAUCACAGCGGUCUUAAGGCACUGCAACUCAGUGCUAGAGGUGUCACUACAGAUCCUGGAUCUGAUUCCAGGCGGUAUCACAGCGGUCUUAAGGCACUGCAACUCAGUGCUAGAGGUGUCACUACAGAUCCUGGUUAUGAUUCCAGGCGGUAUCACAGCGGUCUUAAGGCACUGCAACUCAGUGCUAGAGGUGUCACUACAGAUCCUGGAUCUGAUUCCAGGCGGUAUCACAGCGGUCUUAAGGCACUGCAACUCAGUGCUAGAGGUGUCACUACAGAUCCUGGUGUAUCACAGCCGGCCGUGAUUGGGAGUCCCCAUUGGGCGCCGCGUCGUCCGGGUUAGUGUUUGGCCCGGGGGUAGGGCCGUCAUCGUAAAUAAGAAUUUGUUCUUUACUGACGUAGUUAAAAGUUAAAUAAAGAAUAUGCAAAAGGAUUGAAAGGGAAUAAAUACUCCUAUAUAGUAUAAUACACUUAACUCAUGUUACUGAUUUAGGACUAUUCAGAAAAUAUUGGAUUUGCUUGAGUAAUCUCCAACCUUGAGUGAUAUUCUUACUGACCCCAACUAAUGCAUGACCUAGACUAAAACAAGCUCGGACGAAACUAAGCCAACACUGAAAUAAAAUAAAAUAAAUUAAAAUCAACAGAAAUAUGACAUUACUUUUACAAAGACGCUGUAUAAUAUACAGUAUACAUUUAAAAUAAUUUGUUUUUGUAUUUUGUUCAGAUCGUAUGAUUACAAAAGUAUGUAUUAAAUAUUAAAUAAAAAUAAUUAAAUUAAAUAUUAAAGACACAACACCGUCAUGGUUUUCUGGGUGCUUUGUUUGUGUGGUUUAAGAUAUACACUGCCUUUCAAAAGUUUGGGGUCACUUAGAAAUGUCGUUGUUUUUGAAAGAAAAGCUAUUUUUCUUGUCCAUUAAAAUAUCAUGAAAUUGAUCAGCAA